This is a messenger RNA of Pelodiscus sinensis (Chinese soft-shelled turtle), 3856 nucleotides long. The record is from RefSeq and is a predicted model, not a curated record. NCBI's taxonomy places the organism in Eukaryota, Metazoa, Chordata, Testudines, Trionychidae.
UAUGGUCCCUUCCAUCUUAGCGUAAGGCAAUGCGAAAAUCUCUAUUAAACGAAUAAGGAAAUUACAUUGAGUAGCUGUUUCGAUCUUCCAAGUUCUGUGCACAUACCAACUGCCCCUCGAAAACCUCUGGGUGUAGGUAUUAUUAACCCUUUUUAACGGAAAAAUUGGGAAAGUCAGCGAAAGUUGUUUAGUCAAAGGGAUCAGACUGGAGUGAUUUCUUCAAGGCCAGGGAAUGAGUCAGUGUCAAAGGCAAGAUUAAAACAAAGAUUAUAUUAAAUUCCGGCCAAAAGUGAGCCAUCACAAAAUUAAUCUUAUACAAUAUUUUAACAAUCAAGUAAAGAUGGCAUCUGUUCUUUUGUUAAACAUAUUUUUCACGCCUGCUGACGUAUUUAGCCAUUACCUCCUCACAAAUAAUACCUAGGCUGCAAAUAAGGACCCCACAGACCCCUAUUUACAUCCCAUUCACAUGUGCAAGCCCUUGGCGUUCCCCCACCCUCUGCUGACUAGGAGGGAGCUGGCUAUUCUUGCAGCUCUUGUUGUCUUGGGACUCUUGGCAGAAGUUCAAUGAGCAGCACCAGCAGCAGGCGGCCAGAGAAGAGGGCGCCCAGCGCGCAGGCGCUCGGAGGCACUGUCGAAGAAUCGAGUCACUGGAGCAGAGCGCACAGGCGGCGGCUGCUGUUGCUGCUGGAGUCCCCGCCCCAGUGCGAGCGCCCGGGCUGCAGUAGGGAGCAAGCGGGGCAGGCGGAGUGAGCAGCGCGCUGGAGUAGGCAGCCGAGGGUGCCGCGACGGGGCUAUGCGCUUGCCCUAGUCUCAGUGACUUCCACGCUCGCUGGGGGCCGCUUGUUUGCAGCGGGCGGAAGAUCUUGCGGCAGCUGCAGAGCCCGGAGCCUGCCCGCUUGGUCUCUGGUUGCAGGAGGAGGAGGAGGACGCGCGGGGGGCGCUCGCUGCCCCUGGGCUGGGACAUGUCGUCCGCGGCGGUGGCGGCUGCUUCCCGCAGGCAGUCGUGCUACCUGUGCGACCUGCCCCGCAUGCCCUGGGCCAUGAUCUGGGACUUCACCGAGCCCGUCUGCCGGGGCUGCGUCAACUACGAGGGGGCUGACCGGGUGGAGUUCGUCAUCGACACGGCGCGGCAGCUCAAGUCUGAUUGCUUUUUUUUUUCUUGUGCAUUUCCUCCUCUCCAUUUCUUUGCAUCUCUAGGGGCUCGGGCAUCAAGGAAAAGGAAGCCGUCCCCAGAACCAGAAGGUGAAGCUGGACCCCCUAAGAUCAAUGGAGAAUCACAGCCCUGGUUGCCAACAUCAUCAGAGGGGAUGAAAAUGUCCAUGACUGCUACAUCUUUCAUGUCCCCCCCUCCACCAACUGCCUCGCCUCAUUCCAACAGGACCACACCGCCUGAAGCAGCCCAGAAUGGCCAAUCCCCUAUGGCUGCGCUCAUUUUAGUAGCAGACAAUGCAGGGGGCAACCACUCCUCCAAAGAUGCCAACCAAGUUCACUCCACUACCAGGAGAAACAGCAACAGCCCGCCCUCUCCGUCCUCUAUGAACCAAAGAAGGCUGGGUCCAAGCAGGGAGGUGCCAAGUCAAGGGACAAACACUGCUGGGGGAUUGGAGCCAGUGCAUCCUGCCAGCCUCCCGGACUCAUCUCUAGCAGCCAGUGUUCCCUUGUGCUGCACCCUGUGCCACGAGCGGUUGGAAGACACCCAUUUUGUUCAGUGCCCCUCUGUCCCUUCCCACAAGUUCUGUUUCCCUUGCUCCAGACAAAGCAUCAAACAACAAGGAGCUAGUGGCGAGGUAUAUUGUCCCAGUGGGGAGAAAUGCCCCCUGGUGGGCUCCAAUGUCCCUUGGGCUUUCAUGCAGGGGGAGAUUGCAACCAUUCUUGCAGGAGAUGUGAAAGUGAAAAAAGAGAGAGACUCGUGACUUUUUCCAGUUUCACAACCCAACGGUCACCUAUAACUAAAACUGCUUGAAUUAUGUAUAUAUCUAUAAAUAUCUAUAAAUAUAUAUAUAUCUCCAAGACAAGGGAAAUGUAGACUUCAUAAAACAUGGCUGUAUAAUUUUGAUUUUUUGAAUACAUUGUGUUUCUAUAUUUUUUUGAAGACAAAAGGUAUGUACUUAAAGGCAUUUCCUCUUUUUUGUUAUAGCAACUAUUUGUUGUGCUUCCUUGGUGACAGUUACUGUUCAGUGUAGGCUGUGACUUGCGCUGCUUUUUUUAGAGAGCACUUGGCAAACAGAAAUGCUUCUAGCUGUAUUUGUAUGCACUUGUUUAUUUUUAAAAUGCCAAAUACAUUUUCUGACAUUGUAAAGAUCGCCUUACUGUCUGUGAUUUCUUAUUCUUGGGCCUUGCUCAGAGUCAAGCUGGACGAGUGCAGAUUUGAUAUGAAAUGGCAAUGGCAGAAAAAAUGAGAGGGUGAAAUGGGGUGUCACCAUUACAUCCAAAAGCCAGGUGAAUAUUAGAAAGCACAAGUGGUUUCUUUCUGAAACAUUCUCUUGUUGCAAUAGCAAAUUUUUUAGAUUGAGUCCAAUUCCACUCUGUUUCUUGAAGGACGUUGCCUUCAUAAUAGAAUGUUGAGAGAUGUCUGAGAGGCGCUGCUGAGAUAGGGAUUUCUGGGUUGCUUGCUUUUUUUUGUUUUCUAAAAGGCAAAGUUGACCACAGUUCACGUGAUUGGUUGUAAGAUUACAGAACUGCAUUUAUUCAUUGAUUACAUAAUGUUAAUGCAGAAUUGUGGUAAUAAAAUUAAUCACUGUAUUGGUGUGUACACCAAUAUAGCACUGCCAUCGUUAAAGAUCCAUAGCUCUUUUAGCGCCACUCACAUACUAUAUUAACUAUGAUUGGGGAAAACUAACCUUUUUUUAAUUUGCAUAUAGUGCAGGUGGACUUUGAGUUUGCUUAUCAGUUACUUAUAGUACUGUUGGUAUUGUUACUGUCUCUUAUGUCACAUUUCCAGGUAGUGGCAGGUACAAGAUGGUACAAUGACAGAAGCAGUUGAGAUGCUGCCAGAAUUGCCUUUAGGCAUAUUAGGGACAGCCCACAUGUGGGUGGAGGAAACCUGUAAUAUCUCUGAUGUGUGUUUCUAAAACAAACCUAAUACUACUUUUCUGAAAAUGAAAAAAAAAAAUUAACUUGUGGAAUGAAAGCAAUUAUGAUUUCACAAAAUGAGCAUGCCCCCACCUUUUUAACUAGUUGGACUACUCUUUGUAAAGACAUUUCUUUUGAUCAAGCUUCUGCAUCAGCAAGCAGAUUUUUUUAAAUCAAUAAAUCAUUACUAUAAAUGGUUAAGUCUUAUAGUGAUGUUUUGUCCCUGUUUAGCUCAUUAGCAACACUGCUGUGGUUUUAAAUCCUUAUGUUUAGGUGUGUUUGACUUGGUCAUAAACAGUUGUUCUGAGCAGUAACAUGACUGCAAGUUCUCAUCCCUGGGGCAAAUAGUAUAUGGUUUUUCAAUUUUUUAGGGGGAAAAAAAUCUGUUCAACUAAAACAGUUUUGGGAUGCUUUUAAUCAACUUGUGACUGCUAUUUAAUGCAGAGUAGCUCUUUUUCAGAAGACUUUUUUUUUUAAUGGUCAUUAGUAUUUGAAAAUCAGAACAGCACAUGCACAGUCAUUUUUUGAGUGUUUCAAUGAGCACACCACUAACAUGUUCCUUGUUACAGGUCAAUGUAAUAUUAAAUACAGACUUGCAUGGUAAACCAAUUCAUUGAGUUGAUAUUACGCUUUAAAAUUAUACCUGUAGUUCAAAUUGGUGUCUUAUGUAAAGAUGCAGACAAGUUGGAAAAAACGCACAUAUAUACAACUGUAAAGAAUUCUUUGGAACACUAUGGUCUGUGUAAAUGUGUAUUUAGCACUUUAUUAAAAACAUGGAUUUCAA